AUGCCUAUGACUGACGAGGAUUUCCUGGCCAUGCUACAAAUUAUGUGCAUGAGCAUCGAAGAUCCUUCGCAGAUCGAGCUCCUCGAAGUUGAAGGGCCAGGCUUUCUCGAGAUGUUAGGGGCUUUCGAGAUGCUGAUCAGCUUCCUGCAAAUUAUGCAGCUCGGCUACGCCAACCGCGCGAAGAUCCUACAAGACACGGGUGCUGAUGAUGCUCGGAUUCAACGCGCCAAGGAUGCACCAACUGGCUUGCCCACUGAACCAUGGGAGUUACAUCAGUGGCAUCUAGUCAAGCAGCGUAUCUUCCCAUCGCUCGUUAUCGAAUUUGAAAAGCUUUCCCAUGUGGCUAAAUUCCUUUGCCUCAAACGUUUCGCCGCCAUGGCCAAGUUUGAGUUUCGCUCUGUAUUUCUGGGAGAUUUGGAGACCAGUAUUCUGGCUCAUCUUUUCUACAAGCUUACUUUGAUCAUGUUGAAGGAUGCAAUGGGAGAUGAUGUCAAUUUCAACAACCACCUUAUUGGAAGACUAUUGGCUGGCCAGAUUCAGGAGACUGAUCGGGGUGGCGAUAACUCCAUUCCUGUGUCUUCUUUCCCCGAGGCUUGCUUCAAGUUCUGGUGCAGCUUGCCUGCUAAUCUGGAUCACCCGGAAGAGGAGAUUGGCGAGCAGUGA
Molecule: messenger RNA, 663 nt
Organism: Penicillium cataractarum
Lineage: Eukaryota; Fungi; Ascomycota; Eurotiomycetes; Eurotiales; Aspergillaceae
Exons: 2
Coding region: 1-663 (220 amino acids)
Source: RefSeq, a predicted model, not a curated record